UCGGAGUCGAAGCGUUGCGAGCCUGUUCUCGAUAGAGAACCACUUCGCGUCCUACCUCCCGCUCACAAGCAUCCCCACGCGGUCGGCAGUCACCGCAAAGUGGACACUGUGGGAUCUCGUGAGCGCAUCUCGCUAGCCCAACCUGUAUCCUUUCGAAACGCGGAGGAGCCGUCGCCUGCGCCAGCAGACGGCCGAGUACUCAGGAUCUCCUAUCGACUCGGGACGACGCCAACAACGGGCUGCCUCCGCGCCGCUGCCGAGUCGGAUACCACGUCUAUCCCUCCUACACCACCGAAGCUCUUCAGAAUCCCCAUUGACGCCUAUAUCGGACUCGGCCUCGAUCAACCUUGAACACUUCCCCGCCGAACCAGCCUUCGAACUUCCCUCCCUGUUCGACAUUCAGUUCGAUCUAAGCAUGACUAACACACCUCCAUCCCUUGCCGGCUCUGCCGCCGAAGCUGAAGAGGCCGAGCGACAAGCGCGCGGCGAGGAAGAUAACCUACCUCCCCGCGAACCGUCGCCUACGCCCACCCAAGUAGGGCGCAGCCGGUUGGAGACCAUCCGCGUCGCGUACGAAGAUGAAAUGUCGCAAGCCGACCCUCUCCUCCCUCCCGAGCUCCGUUCUCUGAAGGGGCGAGUCCGCAAAUACGCGCUGCAACAAGAGCUUGCAGUUACGGACAUCGUCGACUGUGGAAGAGGCUUGCAGGACGAGGAACCACGAUACGCCAUCAAGUACGCCCUGACCAAGCCGGUGUUCGACACGGUGAACAAGAUGCAGCUGGUGCUCAACUCCCUAGCGGCGUACUUGCCGGAGAGGACGCACACCUACCAAAUCGAUCCAAAGAAUACCUUCCGGGAUAUCCUGUUGAACGCCGCCUCCCUCGAGGAGCUGCAACUGGCCUGGGUAGGCUUGACUGGACGCCUCAUGGGCGCGCAACAGGUCUACAACAAGUACUACGUGGAGGCCCUCAAGGAGCAAGGGGCGAGACACGUGGACCUGGUCUCGCAACCAGCUACCACUCCAUCGACCAUCUACCGGGAAAUAGAAGCAGAAGACGAACCACAUAGAAGACUGCGCUUGGCGUUAGGAGGUUUACCGAAUUCGCGCCCGACCCCCGAAGAGCGAGCGGAAGGCCGUCGAACGGGCGCCUACCUGGGCACGGAUGUGCGAAGGAUGAUCGUCGUGCCCCCCGCAGUGGAGGAGUCCUUCCCGCCGCGCGAACCCGAAGCUAACCCCAAACUCCUAUACUACGACGAGCGCAACCGCCUCCGAGCUAUCCCCCCCAAGACUACGUACGAGAACCCGCUGGGUUACUCGCCCGUGGAAUCUCCUAAGAGGAGCCAGGAGGAAGGAUCGAGCGGCCACCGGGGGGAGGAACCUCCCCCCUCGCCAGCACGGCCACCCCCAGUUCCGCCUCGACCUCCUCGGCGCACGCCUUCGGUGUCUUCGUCCUCCUCGACCUCGUCGUCAUCAAGGGCGAGCCCGACGAGGCGGCCGCGACGCUCAGGUCACUCGUCCACCUCGGAUUCGUCGGCGAGCUCGUCGUCAUCUAGCAAAGGGCGAAGCGAUAAAGGACGACGCCACCGCAAGGCCAGACGGUCGGCCUUCCACGAAAUGCGCCUCCAGCCCAUCGAGGAAGAAGAUCCUCCGCCUUCGGACCCAGACGAUUCGUCAUCGGAUGGCGGCGGCUCGUGGGGGAAGAAGCCUAGGAGAAGGGAGAAGAAGAGGAAAGAGGAGAAGGAACGAGGGAGGAAGAAAGGAGGAGGAGGAGGUGACGAACCGCCCGGGGAAGGGCCAAACUCCACAGGAGCGGCGAGAACACCUGUCGCGGGCAUCAACCCCCUCAUCAAGCCUGAGAGCCUUCCCUCGUGGGACGGGAAUCGCAACACCGUCAUGGUGUAUUUCUGGAAUAUAGUGGAAUUAGCCCGUCAAGGAGGGCGUAUGCCCCAAGCUCUAGGCGAGUGGUUGUGGUCCCGCUUGGUCGCUAACUCGCCAAUUCAGUGGUGGUACAUGACGUUGAGCGAGACGCGGAAAGACCACAUGCGGCAGAGCCACCGCCAUUAUAUCUCCGCCAUUCGACGGCACUACCUAGGGCCCGCCUGGAUUAGCGCUCUGUCCUCCGAGUUCCGCAUGCAGCAUUUCCGCGACACCAAGAACCCGAGGGAAAGCCCACAGGACUUCGUCUACCGGCGGAUCAUGUACUGUUGGUCGCUGGACUACGCCUCGGAGAACUCGCGCCAGGAAGCGAAGCUCAUCAUGGACGUGGCUCCCAAGGGAUGGAAGCUCAUGCUCAACUUCACCUCAGUACGGACCACGGACGAACUCCUAGCGCGAGUCAUCGAGCACUCGGAGGAUCUCCUCUUGGCGUAUCAUAGGGACCGGAAGCUGGAAGGCUCAGGGGACAGAACCACGCCGAAGACUACGUGGAGGACGUCCAGCGGAGCCGUCAAGAGCACCCCGCAGGCUUUCGACGUGGAAGUCGCGUCCUCCUCCGAGGCUGAGGACGACCCGCCACUAUCCGGUGAAGGAGCCUCCCCAGACGCCUCCUCAAGAGACCUACUGGCGGUCGCCUACGCUGUCGCGGCGAAAAGAGCCGCCGCGGUCACGUCGUACCCAUUCCCCGCUCGACACGACGUGAAGUCCAAGGGCAAGAAGCCCCCUCCGGGGCCCUGCUUCGCAUGCGGCAGUCCGAACCAUUGGAACAAGGACUGCCCGCAUUGGGAAGAUUACGAGCGACGACGUCGGGAGACGGGCAUGAGCGCGGAGACGGCGGAGGACUUGGCGUACGACACGGCCUACGUCUUGGUGGUAGAGCAGGGUUUUGACGGGGCGUCUCGACCUUCCGCGGCAAGCGGGCAGGGAGGGAGUAAGACCCAGGAGGACGGCGAGGAACCUACGCUCGAGGAGGAGGAGGUCUUCGUAACGGAGGUUCCGCCAUUUGUAUCCAGGAUAGAGGAGAUCACCGAGGAGUACUGGCACAAUGGAGAGUGUUUACCCAUCGACUCGUUGUACGACCUGGAGUGCGUGGUGGAAGACAAUGCAGGAGUAAGCGAGUUGGAGGGGCGGGGCAUGAGAGAGGAGAUCAACCUGGCGUCUAACCGGGAGGAGACGCCGGACGGAGAGACGGGUUCGUUGGACGAGGCUCUCCUCGCCGUUAAGCCGUACGAGCCUGAGAAACUGAACGUACGGGGACGAGUGGGCUCCGCCCUGGACAUGGAGAUCAACCUGCGCGUGGAUUCAGGCGCGAGCGUGACAUUAGUCUCGCUGAAUCACUAUCGCGGCCUUAUUAGCCCUCCUCCGCUACGCACGGACGAGGGAUCCCAGCUGAUGCAACUCACGUCGAGAAAAGCGCCGGUGCGAGGCAAGGUUCGACUGUCCUUCCAAAUAUUCGCGAACGACGGAACCGUACUGGAAGCGGAGUGCGAGGUCCAGAUAGUGGAAGGCAUGACCGUUCCGGUGCUGCUGGGUGAAGACUUUCAGCAGGCGUACGAGCUUUCGGUCACCCGAACACUCGAGAUCGACGGAAGCAGCUCAACAACGCUUACCUUUGGGGGAGCGCCGGACCACCCUAUAUCGGCUACCCCCGUGAGGAGGACGAAAGACUACGACCGCAUCGCCAAGUCUUUCCUGGGCGAGAUUCCAGCCGAGAAAAUUGUAAGGGCAACCCUAAGGCGUGGCGCUCCCAGAGGCGCACACAACUGCAGAGGGGAGAACCAAAGAUAA
Schizophyllum commune H4-8 is the source of this 3724-nucleotide messenger RNA. RefSeq lists its product as uncharacterized. Lineage: Eukaryota; Fungi; Basidiomycota; Agaricomycetes; Agaricales; Schizophyllaceae. The coding region runs from base 416 to 3724 and encodes 1102 amino acids. The transcript has 2 exons. Gene Ontology annotation, molecular function: nucleic acid binding; zinc ion binding. The record is from RefSeq and is a predicted model, not a curated record.